AUGUCUCAGUAUCCGAAGCAGCAGCAGCAGUCGCAGGUACCGUCAAUACUUCCAACUGCUGCGUGGAUGUGGAAGCCACGCUCCAAGAAGGUGAUUGAGGGCAAUCUGGGGGGCGUGGCGGCGUCCUUUUUUGGUGUGCGAAACCUUGGAGCGCGGGAGUGGAAGCGGCGCUAUGCGUUUGUUGAGGGAAACGCCGUCUGCUACGGGAGGGGUGUUGGGAGGCGGGAAAAAGUGAUCCCGUUGGAGGCUAUAAGGGCCGCAAACUACGCCACUCGUGAUGUUCUCCUUGCAGCCCAGGCACCCAGAUCCAAGGCGGAUUUUGGCUGGUUCAUGUACAUCAACGGCAAGGAGUUGCUCUUCUGUUGUGAGAAUGAGGCAAUACGGAAAGAAUGGGUCACGUUUAUCCUCGCAGCGCUGCAGCUCAUGAGCGGACUAGCGAGGCCUGUGCCACUGACACCAGGAAGUGAGGGGAGUCACACAAUAUCUGCUUUGGUCGCCAGGUGUAUCGAGCAAGAACGCCGAAGUGCUGUGCUGCAUAGCCGAACGUCCUCCAGGGCAAUUCAUUCAAACGCGAAUGCCUCAAUUGUACGUGGUACUGACGCUGAUGAUGAGGUGAAAUUACACCUCCAGGGAAAGAUGCAGUCUGAGCCGCUGCAAUCUCCGAGGGAGGAAAGGGACGAAAAAACAGAGACAGGGGCAGAGCUUUCGUCUCACACCGCAGAUGAAAACCUCGAGGAUUAUAUGAGUGGCGAAGAGGAGAGUGUCGGCCACGCACUGCGCCUUCCGAUACCGGCAAGUUCAGCGUCACCCAAAGGCCCGGCGGAUAUUCACGCACGCGUCCUCCUCCCCAAGGCCUGGCAACGGUACUCGCAUAUCGAGUACAAGUUGGCGGCCCUGAGUGAACACUUCAAACAAGGAGAUGGCUUGCCGAAUGUCGUAUUUUCUCGAUGUGUUGAGAAGAUUGGGAAGCACGACACAGUGCAGGAGCGGGAUCUCAUCGUAACACCACGGUACCUCUAUCUGAUCGCCCAAAACAGACUUACCGGUGGUGCGUACGCACGGUGCAUUGACACGAGCCAGGUGGUUGGCGUGAUUGAGAGCACAGUAGAGAAAAAUGUUCUGGCAAUUCUCGUUCCCUCCUUCCACGAUGUGCUCAUCCGCUUUCAUAAGCAAAAUUCGCGCGUAGGUGGCGACGAGGCGGAAGUAAAACUACAAUUGAUUGCACACCUUUACAAAAUACAUCUGGAUCACCACUCAGGACAACGUUUUAUUUUCCGCGAGGUUGAAAAUGUGAAGGCUGUAAUAAGGCGUAGCGUGGAUGAACAGCAUUUACCAUUAAUGUCUCGUCCAGAGGACCGCAUGCACGCCGGAACUAACCAGGAACUUUUCCCUAUUUUCCGCGCUCACGCUGAGUCAGUCGUGUUUUGGUCUUCCAUGGUUAUGCGCAUUAAAGAAGAUCGUCAGCUGCAGCUACGGGCAUUGAUUAUCACGGACGGGGCUGUCUACCUUGUCAGCGACACAAUGGUGAAGGUGAGUCACCGCAUCUCAUUAACUGAUGUGCUAACCGUUCAGUUUGACAGGGACUCGCAGAACAUAUUACUGCACUGCACCGAGGUAGACACCCUCUUUACGGUCCAAUCAAGCGGUGAAUUCGCCCGACUUGUUGAGUUGGUGCCGGAAGUGGUGCUGCAGUGCAAUGGCGUUAAGAUAUCUGCUACUCCGUCAAAGCAGUUGUAUGCUCAAGCUCAACUCACAGAAUUGUGCAAGCUGAAGGAUUCACCCAGCCCUCAGACAGCUAGUGAUGCUGUCAAGAGGAGUAUUAUGAUCCCGCGGCGUGUGCUAUCGUCUGUGAAACCCGUGUGGCUUAGAUCUUACUUCGGUAAGCUGAAAGGCAACAGAGCGGAGACCCCGGUUGUGGGGGCAGACGACUUGGAGAACGACUUGCUGGAAAAGACACCGGGGAGUCGCGAAUUCUUGGUGCAGUACCGCUUCGUUGAGGAGCUCAUCCUUGAAUUUGAAGAUGAGUGGCGAAUGCUUCUAGGGACACCAUCCCUGAAAAUGGAUAUGUUGGCGCUUAACAGGAGCUUUUCGACAGACUUUGACGUGGGACGCAUUCAAUACUCCUCGUUGUGUUGUGAAUUUGACGUUAGGUCGUUCCCUGGUGGCACCGUCUUUAGCGACAAUUCGUUGCGUCAACAUGGCGUACGUCGGGUAGUAUGCAUCUCCACCAAUGGCAUUCUGCUCCUGCGUCAUAGUGAUGAGGUGGGGAGGCUGCGCCGGGCUUUCAAGAGCCCGCUGCUCGGCGGCAGAGUCACAACAGGGUCAGACGUAAAUCACAUAGACAGCAUCGGCACACAGGAUCCCCGUGUUGCCGUGUUUCUCGCCUGGCCAGACGUCAUCGGUAUAAUCCAGUGCCGCGCGGAGUAUGGGACUGUUGUGGGCAUCAUGACAGGCUCGGGGCAGUCGUGUGACUACAUGCUGGAUGUCGAGAGCAAACGGAACAUGGAGUGGUUUAUUUCCUCGUCAGCGCAGAGUUACGUUAAACGUAACCGUAGACCCCCACAUGCCUAUGAAAUGCUCCCACUCUAUACUGUUCCUCGCGCGGAAAAUGUUCGCAAUGCGCUUAAGAAAACAGUGUUCGAUCCAAAACCCACUAUUGCACUUCGCUCAGUAAUGAAACGCUACGCAUGCGACGAUCUCCAUCUUGCCGUCGUACCAGAGAUCGCAGAGGCCUGCCGCCGCUUCGGUGACAACGCCAUCUACUUCUCUGGCGUGGCGUGGCGCUGCCGGGCGUCGGUGCUCAAGAAGAUGAAGCAGCAGCAGCAGCAGUUCCCACUCCCGCCGGAUUCACCAGUGAAGGAUGGGAACCCACCAAGGAGCUCGACGCACAAAGCGUUCAUCAUUGUUAUAACAAACUGCGCCAUUUAUUGGUGCACCAAUGACGGUCUUGAUAUUGUGCGGCGGACGGAGCUGCUUGACCUCAAGGAGGUGUACCUCAGCCGUGCUGAGCCUGAUGCCUUAUUGAUAACAGUUCCGAAGGAGUACGACAUGUACUUUAGCAUCGAUAAUCGUGGGAAUGAGUUUCUCGCGCAGCUGCAGGAAGCCUACGCACUGUGGACGGAUUACGAUUUGUACCUUCCUAACGAACGGCGUGGUUAUCGCCAUAACAUUGCCGAAUAUGCGCUUCCUACAACAACACUGACUCACAUUGCGUCGUUGGGGCAUCUGGAAAAGCCUUCGCAAUUCGACAAGAUGCAGGCGAACCGCUCUGCAAAGGAAACUAAAACGAGGAUGGAAUCUCUGCAUCGCCGCUACCUUGCAGCUGCUAUUGCUAAGCAUGAGGCAGCCUUGAAGACGGCUUCCAGGCGUCACCUACCGGAUAAAAGGUCUGACUCUGCAACCGAUACCGGGGCGUUUACAUGGGAAGAGGUGUAUAAGAGCCUCAACCUCUCAAAGACGGUGCUGGAGUUUGCGCACCGAAGGGCCUACCGUUUUUCCCUACGUAGCACCACGCACCACGAGGUGGCGCGUGCGCAAAUGCUCCUUGAUCAGUUCAUGAAAAUAGCGCUCGCAGUUGAGCAUCUGCAGAAGUCAAUAUUGACAGGGGACUUGGACAUGUAUGAGGCCGCCAUUGAGAGGGCGACAGAGCACGACUCCUUGCGGGUUUUGGUGGAGGUGCACCGCGAAAAGCACGAGAAACUGAAACGUCAGAAAUUUGCUGUGAAUGCAAUUACAGAGUUCCUCUGCAGCAGCACACGCCCCCCAUUGAAGGAAGCAGAAGGCACGCUACAGGCCUUAUUCGAGAAGGCAAUGGAAAGUGAUGUCCGGGUGGAUUUGCUUGACAAGUUGCGUCUUCGCGUUGAUCUCUGUGGCCAACAGGAAAAGUUCAUUGCACAGCUACAGGUGCAUCAGAGGGCCAUUGCUGCAGGAAUCGAAGAGAUGCCGACAGAGAAGGUGAUGGUGCUGCUUCUGGAGGCCGCCCGUCAGCUCGAGGUUCCCGUUUCCAGUGUGGAGGAGGCGUUCCCAAUUGCCACUGCUGGUGGCGUCUCGGGCAGCGAAAUCCAGGAAGAGAGUUCAAGGAAAACGAACAAGGCGACGCGUGACGCCAUUGAUGCAGCAGCGCUGUUGGGUGAUGCAGCUUUGCUGAAGUGUGUCCUGCGAUUUGCGGAGCGCUGCUCUUCCGACGAACUGACUGAGAAAAUUCGGUGGGGAUGGGAUCAGCUUGACAGGCACCGUGAACACCAUGCGGCCCACAACACGACAGAACGCCUUGUUGAACGUAUCACCGCCCGCCGAAAGAUACGCGAUUGGGGACUUGCAGAAGUUUUGGAGUUGCGUGGCUUCUGCGAGGAGGCGUUGCGUCAACUUCCGUCCGACCUGCCGUUUGCACGGCGGGAUCGACGCCUGAUGCAGCUGCAAAUGAGCAUUCUGGAGGAGGAGGAACACCGCCUUACGUUGCAUGGCUCCAUGCAGCGGCAGGCAAAGGAGGCGCAAGACCGCUACGAGGCGGAGCUGCGCCAGAAGGAGGAAUACGAGCGGCACGCGACAGAAAAGCGCGAGCGCCAGGAGGCCGAGGUGAGCCGGCGGCGGCGCGCAGAAUGCCUUCAGGUGUGGCAAAGUCGCACGCGCAAGUUGUGUGCCUCGCUUGAUGACGCGAUGCGAUCGAGUUCCUUCCCAUACGUACGACAGUACGUGCAGCAUUGCGUCGUCUUCCAGAAGGAUUUGCAGUGCGGGCCGUCCACGUACGCGACCUCCCCAGCUGAGCGAGGCGUUCAGCACUCUAUCGAUAAGAUGCUCGCUCACCUCAAAGCGGCCACGGCACGCGGGCAAGAGUUUCUCGCGGGCCACGGAACGGGGACCGGGAACUACGCCGCGUUGGACCUUACGGACGGCAGCGCGGAGGGUGCGGCAGUAGUGCCGCCCGAACUGCAGCAACUCAUCGACACGCACAAGCCACGGGAAUUGGUGGAGUACGUCCAGUCCCACGAGGGAGAAUUGAUGGCAGACGUCAUUGCCAAAGUGCGGACUCUAUGGUUGGCGUCGGCCGAGCAGCGCCUCUGGGUUUCUCGGCUGCACCGCGGCAUCCACAACGCCUUCACACUGAAGAAUACGGAGCUGCUGCAGACCCAUAUUGACGCGGCGAGGGCGGCCGGAUACAUGGACGACGUUGUGGAUGGCGCCAUCGAAGUGCUCGCGGCGAUGCGGGCCCGGCAGCAAGCGGCUGUAGUGACGGGUAGCAGCAACAGCAAAAACGGUGGCGGCGAAGACGAAGACGAAGGUAAAGACCCACCGCAGGCGAAGAGAGAGACGCCGAUGUUGGCCGAAGAGAGUGACACACAUGAGGGGGCGCCGCUCAUUCUGGAGGUCUCACGUGUGUACGACCCACACUCGGCUGAGCCCGCGGAGCGAUUGAUGGGUCAGCUGCACGUCGCCACACUGGAGAUGCUGCAGUUCACCGGCAAGCGUCCCCUCGACGAGGCGGCGAAGUCGCGUGAAGGGUAUGAAAAGAAAUUGUCUGAUGUCGUGCAGCUGUGGCACAGUGUGUUUCACCAUCGUUUGAAGCCCUCUGGGAGCCUUUUUCGCAAGACGGAGCGUGACGUUUUCGACUUCCUGCGGUUUGUUGGUCAGUACAAUGUGUCCGGGGAUUAUCUGGCGCCCUACACGAACCGUCUGUUGAGCGAUUUCGAGCGCAUCAAGAAGUACAACGCCACGAGGGGGCGGAGCAGCAGCUACAUUCUUAUCGCCUACAUGUUGCAGCAAAAGUUGCUGGAGCGCGCUGUGUACGAGAUUGCGCAGCUUGGGCCGAGAGGCAGGGGUGAGGUUCUCUUCAAGGAUGCCUUGCUCAACUAUGGACUGCAUGACCUGCUGGUGCUGGCCCGCUUGGGUGAGCAGGCUGACUGGUCGUCGAUGGUGAGCGGCGCGUCCGCGGCGUACAACCCUAUUGCACGCGAAAUGACGGUGGAUGAAAAAAUCGGUGUCGGCACCACGCCGGGUGAGCAGCAGGGGAAACUGGGUGAUGUGCCGCGGCCAGUGGUGCUGCAAUACUGCAUCGAGCUGCUGCGGUCCGCUGUCGGUGCCCUGUCGAACUACUUCGCCCACGAGCUUGCGGUGCUCGGCCUUCACGCGUCUGCGGAGAACGCCCGGGGCCUCUUCGACGAGGGGCUGCACAAGGAGAGCGGCCUCAUCGUGCAGGAGCGGCUCCUUCCCGCCGUGGUCGCCCUCCUCGGUGCCGGCUUCCGCACCUCCCACGGCCUGGUGCGCACCCACCGCGUGUGGGACGCGGUGAAGGAGUUUGCUGCGCACCUGCAGGAGGGCACUAGGGACCUGAAUGGCGUGGCGGUGGGUGGCGCGCUGCAGCUCGUCUCGGCCAUCACCGACGAAGAGGGGCGGAACCGCAAUCGGCUGCAGCGUCUCAACGGGGACGAGCUCGCGGACAUGCGGCUGCGCAUGUUCUUGAUUGAGUGUCUCAACCGUCGCGUACUCGCUGCGUUCCUGCAGGUAUUCUUCCAGGGCGAGGAAGGCACCACACGUUGGGCCACGAAGGAUGGUUUGUGGAAGUUUUACGAUCGUCAGCAGUGUGUCUGUUUCCCACCCGAUGACGAGGGAACCAAAGACUUGAUGGACGUCAUCGCAAUGGUGUCUGAGCUACCCUUCGUGUUGGUGGUUGACCGCGAGCUGUGGUAG
Molecule: messenger RNA, 6684 nt
Organism: Trypanosoma grayi
Lineage: Eukaryota; Euglenozoa; Kinetoplastea; Trypanosomatida; Trypanosomatidae
Product: putative protein kinase
Exons: 1
Coding region: 1-6684 (2227 amino acids)
Source: RefSeq, a predicted model, not a curated record